AUGAAUUCUUUGACAACUGGCAUGGAGUCUGAAGUCACCCCAUUUGCUGUCAUCAAAAACACAGAGACUGGCAAGAAGUGUCCACUUGAAGAAUAUUCAUUGACUCCAUCAGUUGCUAUCAUCGACCCAAUGUUUUGUGUCUCAUUACCAAAGAAAGCUCGAACAGACUGUGGUAUCAAUGUUUUGGUUCAUGUGGUUGAUGCUUAUGUCCCAGUUAUAACAAAUGAGUACACAGACGGUCUUGUAAAAAAAACAGGCAAAUUAGUCUUCGACGACUAUUUCGAGUCAUUCAACGGGGUUUUGUUGCAAGAGAGAAGAUGCACAAUGCAGCUACCAUUGAUGGUAAGCCGAGCCGCUUUCAAUCUUCCAUAUGGUCGAUGUGUUGCAGUGUUGUUGAAGUCUGAGACGACGGCUGAGGGAGUUGAAGUUCUUGCAAAGGCAAAAACUUCAACACAUAUUGUUUUUUGA
This is a messenger RNA of Entamoeba invadens IP1, 468 nucleotides long. RefSeq lists its product as hypothetical. Gene Ontology annotation, molecular function: alcohol dehydrogenase (NAD+) activity; metal ion binding. The record is from RefSeq and is a predicted model, not a curated record. The coding region runs from base 1 to 468 and encodes 155 amino acids. Gene Ontology annotation, cellular component: mitochondrion. Lineage: Eukaryota; Evosea; Mastigamoebida; Endamoebidae. The transcript has 2 exons.